Messenger RNA from Lactuca virosa, 1239 nucleotides. Lineage: Eukaryota; Viridiplantae; Streptophyta; Magnoliopsida; Asterales; Asteraceae. The record is from the annotation of a GenBank genome assembly.
AUGGCUUCUAUUUCCGGACUUGCUUCUUUUAUGAAUUGUAUUUCUGUUAAUAGAAACCCUAAUCGUUUAAUUUCCCAAGUUUAUGGAAGCUUUACUGUUAAUUCCUGCAAUAGGGUUUCGAUUACAAACAGAAACCCUAUCCAUAUUGGGAUAUUACGUGAAAAUAGGUUUUAUAAAGCGGUGGAGUUGGAUACGUUUGUAACUAGUGACGACGAAGACGAAAUGAGUGAAGGUUUCUUCGAAGCAAUUGAGGAAUUGGAGAGGAUGACCAGAGAGCCAUCUGAUGUUCUUGAAGAAAUGAAUUCCAGAUUAUCCGCUAGAGAGAACUACAACUCGUUUUGGUCUACUUUUCUCAAGAAGGAAGAGACUCAUGGUGUGCUUUGGAAAUGUGAUUGCUCUUCUUGUGGAUAUGGAGUUUUAAGGAGAGGGGUUGGUUAUGAAAAUGAUGAUAAUCAAGGGCGUAAAGGAGGUCCUACAGGAUAUCUUGCUUGGAAGAUGAUGGAGGAUGGAAAUUACACUGAUGCAAUUAAGCUAGUAAUCAACAUUAAAGAAUCCGGUUUAAAACCAGAAGUCUAUAGCUAUCUAAUUGCAAUGACAGCUGUUGUCAAAGAGCUAAACGAAUUUGGAAAAGCUUUACGCAAGUUAAAAGCCUUCACGAAAUCCGGUUUAUCUUCUGAUUUGGACACACACGACACACAACUCAUACAAAAUUACCAAACUACCCUUUUGGAAGACGGGGUCCGCUUAUCCAAUUGGGUAAUCGAAGAGGGCGGGCUGUCAUUUCACGGGGUUGUAUACGAACGUCUUUUAGCCAUGUACAUAUGUGCGGGUCGUGGGGUCGAGGCAGAAGGGCAAUUAUGGAAAAUGAAAUUAGUUGGAAAAGAAGCCGAUGGGAAUCUUUAUGACAUUGUGUUGGCUAUAUGUGCUUCUCAGAAGGAAAUAAAUGCAAUUUCAAGAUUGCUUACAAGAAUGGAGGUGACUAGUUUGUUAAACAAAAAGAAAACUUUAACAUGGUUAUUAAGGGGUUAUAUUAAAGGCUCUCAUUAUGUGGAUGCUGCUGAAGUGGUAAAUAAGAUGCUUAAUUUGGGGGUGUACCCUGAGUUUCUUGAUAGGGCUGCUGUUUUGCAAGGAUUGAGAAAAAGAAUUAAUCAAAAGGGUAUUUUGGAAAGUUAUUUUAAGCUUUGCAAGAGGUUAUCGGAUGCAGGUAGCUUGCAACCUGAAGUGAAAGCCAUAAAAUGA